Molecule: messenger RNA, 180 nt
Organism: Drepanopeziza brunnea f. sp. 'multigermtubi' MB_m1
Lineage: Eukaryota; Fungi; Ascomycota; Leotiomycetes; Helotiales; Drepanopezizaceae
Source: RefSeq, a predicted model, not a curated record
AUGCCUUCUCGAACGCGACCCAUUGAAAAGUUCGCGCAAGCAGCUGCGAAGUGCUCGGCGGAGGCUUCAGUGUACGGCAAAUGCAUAGUAGCGGACUACAAUGCAGUACACAAGGACAAAUGUCUCACAGAGUUUUUACGUCUGAAGAACUGCUAUAUUGCUGCCGCAAAGAAACCUUGA